Physella acuta is the source of this 635-nucleotide messenger RNA. RefSeq names its product adipocyte plasma membrane-associated protein Hemomucin-like. NCBI's taxonomy places the organism in Eukaryota, Metazoa, Mollusca, Gastropoda, Physidae. The record is from RefSeq and is a predicted model, not a curated record.
AUAAAUACAAGGGUUGUGCUAGUAUCUGACACUUCAGCAGACAAUAGAAGCAGAAGUCUCAAGAAACAUCUCAAGAAACAUCUCAAGAAAUGGCAAGUUUCGCAUGUCAAGUUCUACUCGCCUUGUGUGCUAUUGUGCUGGCUUCGGCUGAUGAAGAUUACAAACACCAUCACCCACCUCGCCCUACCCCACCUCCCACCACCACCACCACCACCACGACCACCACCACCCCACCUCCCACGACCACCACCCCUCGCACCACCCCCAGACCUGGAUGUCUCCGUGCGAGUGACUGCCCCUACGGGAGCUGCUGUCUGCUGAACAAGACGACCAAUCGCGGGGUCUGUAAGCCUCUACAGGCGUCCAGACAAACAUGUUACUGGAGUCAGGUCCACCCACGUCCCAACCCUCUCGCCAUGGUGACCAAGUAUGACCUUUGCCCAUGCGGACAUGAAAUGGCCUGCACCAAACUUGUUGGCAAGAGCCACCCAGUCUUUGGACCCAUCGGUAUAUGCACAUGGGACUAAAUAGAGUAUGCUGAUGUCAUGUUAAACUAUCAAUUUUUUCACCUGAAAAACUAAAGUUUUAUGUGUCAUAAAAUCAGUUUCUUGAAUUAAAAACAGAAUAUACGUUUU